Molecule: messenger RNA, 1443 nt
Organism: Miscanthus lutarioriparius
Lineage: Eukaryota; Viridiplantae; Streptophyta; Magnoliopsida; Poales; Poaceae
Source: the annotation of a GenBank genome assembly
AUGGCUCGCCCCGUUCUUGACAUGCUCCUUCAGGUCGCCGUCGUGCUGUCCGCGCUGUUGGCCGCCGCGCGCGCCGCGUUCACCCCGGCGGACAACUACCUCGUGCUCUGCGGCACGGCGGCGAACGCCACGGUCGACGGCAGGACGUUCCUCGGCGACGCCAGCCUCCCCGCCUCGACAGUGAACCCCAUGGGCCAAUACACGGGGCUGUCCACGCAGGCGCUGGAGACGGUUCACAGGGUCAACAUGGGCUCUCCCAAGAUCACGCCCUGGAACGACACGCUGGGGAGGACGUGGCUUCCGGACGAGGGCUUCCUGGCCGACAGUUCCGUUACGGUGCACAGAGAUGUGCCGCCCUCGACGCUCCGGUGGACGCCAGGCUUCGCGACCGCCGAGACGGCGCCAGGCAUGGUCUAUGCUACAGCGACGGAGAUCAACACGACUCUGAUGUCCGCCAGCACCAUAAGCGUGCAGUUUAACAUGACAUGGAAAUUACAAGCCACGCCGGGGUCGGCGUACCUGCUCCGGCUACACUUCUGCGACAUAGUCAGCAAGGCGGCAAACGUAUUGGUCUUCAACGUCUACGUCGGCGGAUGGACUGUGCUGCCGGACUACGAGAUCUCCAGAGAGACUUUCAGCGUCCCGGCCGUGCCGUUGUACAAGGACUUUGUGCUCAGCGCCAAGGACGUCAAGGGCAACAUCACCGUGAGCAUCGGGACGUCCACGCUGGGCAACGCGGACCCAGACGGCGUCCUCAACGGCCUCGAGAUCAUGAGAAUGGUCGGGAGCACCGGCGGCGAUGGCGCCACCUCGUCGCAGAGCGGUUCAAAGAAAACCACCAUCUCAAUCGUCGCCGGUUCGGCCGUCGCGGGAGCCACGGUGGUGAUGGCUGUCGCGCUAAUUGUCCUCUGGGUGCGGCGACGGAAGAAACCGGAGAAGAAGCCGUCGAACACCUGGGCCGCGUUCUCGGCGAGCGCGCUGGGCUCCCGGGCGCACUCGCGCAGCUUCGGCAAGAGCAACAGCGGCGGCGCCAGGAACAACACGAUGGUGAACCUGGCGGAGUGGGCCACGCAGCGGCUCAAGAACGGCGAGCUCGACAGCAUCGUCGACCAGCGGAUCGCUGGGUCGAUACGGUCGGAGUCGCUCAAGAAGUUCGUUGACACCGCGGAGAAGUGCCUCGCGGAGUACGGCGUGGAGCGGCCCGCCAUCGGGGACGUGCUCUGGUGCCUCGAGUUCGCGCUGCAGCUGCAGGAGGCGUCGCCGGAUAGCUCUGGCACUGACGGCACGCAGCUAGUUCCCAGGAGUGCGUCCAGAUUCCAUCGCAACCAGUCGACCGUCAGCGACGGGACAGAGGCCACCGUGUCAGCGAACUUGGGGGACCUCGAUGGUAUGUCGAUGACGAGAGUUUUUUCAAAGAUGAUCAAGAGCGAGGAGGCUAGGUGA